Paracoccidioides brasiliensis Pb18 is the source of this 603-nucleotide messenger RNA. RefSeq lists its product as uncharacterized. Gene Ontology annotation, cellular component: mitochondrial inner membrane; mitochondrion. The record is from RefSeq and is a predicted model, not a curated record. The coding region runs from base 1 to 603 and encodes 200 amino acids. The transcript is spliced from 2 exons. Gene Ontology annotation, biological process: mitochondrial respiratory chain complex IV assembly.
AUGGCGGAAGACUCGCGGGAUACACAGUCUCGGACAGGGGAAGCAGCCUCCAAAAUCCCUCAAGAAUAUGCCCCUAACAAGAAACCAAAACAUGAAUUUCCCAAGUCGCAGGUGGGAAAGCUUUGGGAGGAGUUUGGAAACCCUAAAGAGCCAAUCAAUCUAAUUCCUGGAGCCUACAAUUCUGGAGGGAAGCCGAAAGACGUGUCAUUUACAGAUACCUUCAAGUCACUAUCUCUAGAUAAUAUACUAUCGUUUUAUAAGGUGCCGUGUGCACGCGACUCCCUCCUCGUUGGAAUUGGUGCCGGUUUUGGUGCAGGGAGUCUCAAGGCAGUCUAUGGUGGGUUCCGUGCGAUAUGGCCUGCCUGCAAUUGGGCUGUGGGAACGUUCGCUAUCGCCUCCAUAGGAAUGUUCGAAUUUUGCCAGCGCCGCAGAGUUCAGGAACGAAAUGGGAUGAAAGAGGCAGUGGAACUCAUGCGGGAACUUAAGAUUAAGAAACAACAGGAACGGGAGCGCGCAAAGGCAGAGACAGAGGCGGUUGCGGCUGCGGAAGAAGCACGACGGCGGAAAAGUUGGACAAACUGGUUGAACUAUAAGUUCUGGUAG